AGGCCGGCAUAAAAUGUCUCAAAUUAUCCGCGAUUCGAAUUAAGGAAAUGUUCAUGACAUACUGUUGUCGGAUCCUUCUUUUAUAUGUUAACCGAAUUGUAUUGCCAUUUUAUUAUAAGAUUAUUAAGUAAUGGAUAAAAAUUAUUUGCAAGAUAUAAAUUCAAUAUACUUUUCAAGACUAUUUCCAUUUAAUGAUCUUUAUAGAUGGUUGAGUUAUGGCGAAGAGAAAACAUUUGCUUGUCGAGAAUUUGCAUUAAAUUUUCAAGGUGAUAGGUAUUUAAGAAACCAAUCGUAUCAGAAAAUUUGUGAUCUGAAACGCGCAAUAAAGAUAAAUCAUCCUGUUAAAAUCGACAUUGGUGCUGUUUACAAUAUUCCGCCUGCAAUUUAUAAAGUCGAUUCGAUAUUUUAUUCCGAACAAAAGGAACUGAUAUUCGAUAUCGAUGCCACGGAUUACGACGAAGUGAGAACUUGCUGUUCGGGAGCGGACAUUUGUCCAAAGUGUUGGAAGCACAUGGUAAUAGCCUUAAAAAUUUUAGAUACAGCAUUAAGAGAAGAUUUUGGAUUUGACCACAUACUGUGGGUAUUUUCUGGUAGAAGAGGAAUCCAUUGUUGGGUGUGCGACAGGAAGGCACGAUUGUUGAGAGGCAGUGGUAGAAUCGCUAUUGCUAAUUAUUUGCAAUUGGUGACCGGUGGUAAUUAUAAGAAGAAAAAGGUGGAGAUAAAGGAGAGAAUUCAUCAUUCCGUUAAAAGAGCCCUUGAAAUCAUAGAACCGGUGUUUGUAAAAAUGUGCGUGGAAGAGCAGAAUAUGCUAGGUACUAGCGAUGGGAUAGCAAAAUUUUUAGGAAUUAUCGAUAAAGAGGAGAUGCGUACUAUCGUGCAAAGGAUAUUUGAACAAUAUUCGACGAGCCUUACCAAAUGGGAAGCAUUCGUGCAUUUCUACAGACAUCAACUUCAAUCGGAAUCCGAGGACUGGAGCAGAACGCCGUUUCUCAUAGAAGAAAUCAUGAUUCAAUAUGCAUACCCACGAUUAGACAUUAAUGUAUCCUUUGGAAUAACUCAUUUGCUCAAGUCACCCUUCUCUGUUCAUCCAAAAACUGGCAAAAUCGGCGUUGUCUUAAAUCUUGAAACUAUUGAAAAGUUUGAUCCGAAUAAUGUACCAACUGUUUCGAAAUUAAUGAAGGAGAUCGACGCAUUCGACGUAAAGAUGAAGAAACAAGGAAUGUCCAAUCACGAACUGAAGAAAGUAGAUGAUAUUGAAAAAACUAGUCUUUGCGAAUACGUGCGUAUAUUUCACGAAUUUGUGGAUAAUCUUGUAUAUGCAAAUAAGGAAAAUGUGGCAGCGUAAAUUAAAUCAGUCGAUAGAUGAAUAACUUCUUUACUUUUUUGAUUAUAUAUUCAUCGGUAGAAGCACUUGCUUCCUACGUGCUUGUCCUUACAGAUUUAUAAAAUUCAACUUUCUCAUCGCUCUCUAAGGUUAAGCAAUGAAAUUAAUACAAAUCCUCACUAGAUUUUUUUACUACGACAACUUUAGGUUCCUAUUUUAUAAGUAUUAAUAAACAAAUUAAUAUUUUCUAAUCGCAUCGUGAAUACGUAGAUUAUAUUUUUCUACUUAAAUUGUUAUUGGAAAUAUUCCAAUUUUGUUGAUCAAUGAUAUCUAAUCCAUGUACCACAUGAGACUGACAUUUAAACAAAUGUAAUAAGGUAAACAAACACAAAUGUAUGAGAAAAAAAAAAAAGGAAAGAAAGUUAGUUAUAUUGUCAAACGAAAAUAUCGUUCACGGAGCAGCCGAAUAUGUUUCAAAUCUGAUCCAAUGAUCUGUUUCAAUGAUCCAUUACAAAGUUUGAAAAUAGCGCAAAAGAAUGUAAUACAUUGGCCCUGUUAUAAUUAAAAUGAUUAAGAAUCAA
This is a messenger RNA of Ceratosolen solmsi marchali, 1905 nucleotides long. Its product is annotated as DNA primase small subunit-like. The record is from RefSeq and is a predicted model, not a curated record. Lineage: Eukaryota; Metazoa; Arthropoda; Insecta; Hymenoptera; Agaonidae. Bases 131 to 1345 code for a protein of 404 amino acids. The transcript is spliced from 6 exons. Gene Ontology annotation, biological process: DNA replication, synthesis of primer.